CGUGUUAAGUGCAAUUAUAAAUGCUGGCCAUGGCCACCCAAACUUAACGUCCAAACUCAACAAAGCGUCCUGAAACUAAGGAGUUUUUGAAGACGCCACCAACACGCCACGUUUCAUUUCUGUAAGCGGAAGCUCGUCAAUCAAAUUCUUCACUUUCUUCUUUAAACCUCUCUUUUACUCCACACUAUGCACCUACAAAACUAGCUGUAUUUCUCAGCUGUUUCACUCCAAAGUUUAACCGGACGGCUGUUUCUCUCCGGGGAACAAAUCAAAUCUACUUUUUAGAUUUUUGGACCCAAAUAAUUACUAAAGUUAAACUAAAUAUUUCAAUCAGGUCAUUUCAGAAGGGUAACUAGCAUUGAUCUAUAGAGAAUCAAAGGUGGUGAACUUAUGAGUAGUAUUAAUUGUCAAAUGUUUUGUGGAUAAAUUGUGCUAGCUCUUCUCAUGGGUUGUGUCUUGACGAAAAAAAGUAGACGAACGCCUGGUUAUGAGGAGCCUACUGUUCUUGCUGCUGAAACACUUUGUCAGUCCUUGUCCCUCGCCUUCACUGUUAGUGAAGUAGAGGCCUUGUAUGAGCUGUUUAAGAAAUUAAGCAGUUCAAUAAUUGAUGAUGGGCUAAUUCACAAGGAAGAGUUUCAGCUUGCACUCUUCAGGAACAGAAAUAGGAGGAAUCUUUUCGCUGACAGGAUCUUUGAUCUGUUUGAUGUCAAGCGCAAUGGGGUCAUCGAGUUUGGGGAAUUUGUUCGAUCGUUGGGUGUCUUUCAUCCAAACGCACCUGUGGAGGACAAAAUUGCAUUUGCUUUCAGAUUGUAUGAUCUAAGGCAGACUGGUUUCAUUGAGUGGGAGGAGUUGAAGGAGAUGGUUUUGGCGCUACUGCAUGAAUCAGAUCUCGUACUUUCAGAUGAUUUCAUUGAAACUAUUGUGAAUAAGGUUCAGAUAACUCAACCCUUUCAACUACACUAUCUCAUGCUUAUUUGGUCCUCCUCCAGUCCUGAACUUUGUCUUUUUUCGCAGACCUUUAGUGAUGCUGAUACAAAAGGUGAUGGAAAAAUUGACCUAGAAGAAUGGAAAGAAUUUGUGUCUAAGAACCCCUCUCUGAUAAAGAACAUGACUCUUCCACAUUUGAAGGACAUAACCUUGGCCUUUCCCAGCUUUAUGAUAAGUACUGAAGUUGAAGAUUCAGAAGUCUAGGUUCAUAUCAUAUCUAAAAUGCAUCGAUAUUGUUGCUUUUUGAGAUGAACAUAAUCUACAAGCGAACUUAGAUUCCACAUGUUUUCAUAUCUAUGCUCCACCGGAAAAACUAGAAGCAAGCUUAGAGGAAAUCGUAAGUCUCCUAAAGCAGAGCCAAGCUACAACACCUAUCCAUGACUGCUUUUUUUUGCGAUGUUAGCAGGUGCUUGUACUGUUUUGCUGGUAGAAACUAACUGUAUAUAGUUGAUGUUUAUUUGCAUCUGGUUUCAUAUUAUGAUGCUGUGUGCCUUUGAAGAGGUAAAUUUUCAAUCCCACUCUUGUUCUUCAUAUGUAAUAAAGGGGUUGUUUUAUUAUUCUAAA
Messenger RNA from Pistacia vera, 1551 nucleotides. Its product is annotated as calcineurin B-like protein 4. The transcript has 9 exons. Gene Ontology annotation, molecular function: calcium ion binding; kinase binding. Gene Ontology annotation, biological process: calcium-mediated signaling. NCBI's taxonomy places the organism in Eukaryota, Viridiplantae, Streptophyta, Magnoliopsida, Sapindales, Anacardiaceae. The coding region runs from base 445 to 1191 and encodes 248 amino acids. The record is from RefSeq and is a predicted model, not a curated record.